UAAACAUUGAUCACCUCCAGCCAUUUAAAGCACAGCAGCCAAGAAUCCCCCAUCAAAUAAAAUCACAGAGGGUGCAAUUAGCAACAACCCCACCACCAGCAUCAUCCAAAGCUCCUGGAACAGUUACAGCUUCUGUACCAGCAUCUAGCUCCACUUCAUUCUCAACCCUUGCACCAACCUCAUCACCUGCAACACCAGCAGACCUGACAACUCCAUCAGUCUCUGGAACACCAACAGCUUUUGCACCACCGUCCUCCACCACACCAUCAUCAAUCUCUGCACAACCACCAGCCCUGGAAACACCAACAUCCUCUGCUUCACCAGCCCCAACUCAAGCUUCAUCAUCCGGGACUAUAGAGAAAUGUCAUCAAUGCCUACCUGGCCAUGCUUGAGAGGCAGCACAAUGUGAAGUCACCAGAGAAGGUUCUUCAUAUUGAUACAUAUGGAAUAACAUCCGUAUGGAAUGGAAAAGUUCCACGAUUCAGGUGGGACCCUUCAAAAUAUCAGUUGCUGUUUGGAGUUGUGAAUGAACACCAUCACUGGUUUCUGGUUGUGAUAUAUCCAUCACAGAACAAGACGCUCCUCCUGGAUCCACUUGGAGAAACUGCUGCCAAGUUAAAAAGGUGCCAGGAUGCAUCAAGGGCACUCAUGAGGAGAAAAGGGAUACAUGUGUCAAGGUGGAAAUGUGACACAGUGCCUCAUCCCCACCAACCAGACAGCACGUCCUGUGGUGUUUUUGCCAUUGUGUUUGCAGAGAAAAUCUUAUACAAUCAGCCAGUCACAUUUCCUGCUUCCCCAAAGGAUGUGUCAGAUUUGCGGUGGCAGAUUGCCACUACUCUUCUCAGAGAUUCAGAUGACCUGACAAACCUGUGUCUUCACUGUGGGGAGGCCAGUGUGGAUGGCAGUCCAGAGGAACAACUGACUUGGAUCUCAUGUGAUGCCUGUGGAAGGUGGUUCCACCAUGACUGUGUUGGACAACCAAAGAUGGAGGAACCAUUCAAGUGUACAGCAUGCUGAACAUAACAAUGGAAGUAUAAAAGUGGAGUUUUUGUAUGUUUUUGCGUUUAUUUGUUGUAACUGUAAUUAAACUGUUUAACUGUUGUUAAACAAAAAGUUCUUGAAAAUAGGUACAUUUUAAGUGGAUUUACAAUUUUAUUUUUUUAAGUUUCAACAAUAAUAUAAUUAUUUUAUUUUAA
Molecule: messenger RNA, 1196 nt
Organism: Melanotaenia boesemani (Boeseman's rainbowfish)
Lineage: Eukaryota; Metazoa; Chordata; Actinopteri; Atheriniformes; Melanotaeniidae
Exons: 8
Coding region: 385-1017 (210 amino acids)
Biological process (GO): proteolysis
Molecular function (GO): cysteine-type peptidase activity
Source: RefSeq, a predicted model, not a curated record